Molecule: messenger RNA, 4622 nt
Organism: Aedes albopictus (Asian tiger mosquito)
Lineage: Eukaryota; Metazoa; Arthropoda; Insecta; Diptera; Culicidae
Exons: 5
Coding region: 179-4318 (1379 amino acids)
Biological process (GO): centriole elongation; cilium assembly
Cellular component (GO): centriolar satellite; centriole
Source: RefSeq, a predicted model, not a curated record
GGCCCCAUUCAUCCGUCCCGUCCAGCAACAGACGAAAAUCAAGCUUUGUUGCGCGAACGAAAAGUGCAAGUUUCUUUUUUCUCAAAAUUCCUCGUGAAAUCUCGAAAAAUCCUACAUAAAUUCCGUCCAUUCCGUCGAGCAGUGCGCGAAACAUGCGAUUCCGUGCGGUGGAAACGCUAUGUCCGGUAGUUCCCUCGGUUUAGGAGGUAGUGCUAAACUACAGCUCCAGUUGCAGCAUCAGCAGCAGAAGAAGAAGCCAUCGUCGUCGUCGUCGUCGUUGUUCAAUCGGGAGGAGCUCAGCCUUCCGCCGAACGUGAACGGACGCCGGAGGGGAUCGCUAGCAGUGCGUCUCGCUGGGAUCCGGUGGACCAGUGCUAAAAGUUACCCGGUGGUGGAAGUGCGAUUGCUGUGGUGGGGCCAGACGGGACAAAAAGUGGGAUCCAGUGUUUUGCGUUGGGAGCAAGGGAGGUGCGGUGCUGCAGGGGAAGAACGAUUACUCCAGUAUCAAGUGUUGACCAGUGAGGAGCUGUUUCGGAAGUAUUUGAGGGCGGCGGAACCGAUUCAGGUCCGGCUGGUGUCUAGUAGAACGGGAAGCCUGGUAGGGACGGCAGCUGUUCCCGUUCCGGGCAAGUUGGUGAAUUUUCGGGUGGGGGAGCAAGUGGAAGUCGCGGGACGAGCGGACAUCGUCAGUGGGUCUGGUUUCGGUUUGGGGGAGAUUUGUUUUGAGUUCGAACUGCAGUUUGAUAAGUUGGAAAAGUUCACUGGGCCAGAUAAGGAAAACAGCAGCAAGAAUAUGGUUCAGCAGGCAGCCAAGAAGCCGCUUACGGUGGUGCUUCCGGAGCAGGAGUUGCAGCUGAAAAGAACCGCGGUGACAUUGUACGAAGGCAAACAGGUGAAAAGUUUCCGCUCACUGGACAACCGUUCCCGAUCGAAGGUCCUAAACUAUCUCUCUGGAAAUGUUCUUUCCGGAUCCGAAGAGGAAACCCUCAGCGAAAUAUGUUCCAUCUCGCCGGCGGAAAGUAUGCUGGAUGCGCUGAACAAGUUCGAUGCCGCUCCCGAGCCCAUGAAGGCCGAAUACCUAAACUCCAUUGAUUCGGCGCGGAUGUUGAUCGAAGGUCUCAAUUUCACCAAGGCAGGGCUGAAGGAGAUCAUGCAUAAAACUAAACUGGCAUCGCUGGUCGACGUCGGAUUCCAGAUCAAGGUGAAACUUCCGUCCCAAACGAACGCAGGAUCAAAGCUCAGAUUUCCUUCGACGCAAAUCGUUUCCGAUUCCGGGGAGGUUGUUUUCAAUGGCAAGGCAAUCUCGAAGAUUUCCAUCCCGAAGAAAGUUGAUGACUGUCGGUUUGAGUUCCUGAUUUAUUUGACGAUGGGUCCAGUCUUCCACCAGAGAUCGACGACCGGAAGGCAGAUUUUUCUCGGUUCUUCAGUGAUAAAACUGGAAGAGCUGGUGAGUAGCAGAUUCGCCUGCUACAAAAAAUGCCCGGUUCGGUUGGCCUCGGACGACAUCCUGCUGGGAAUGCUCACGGUUCGGUUGGAGCUGGGAGCUCGCGGGCUGCAUUUCGGUCCGGAACUCAUCGAUGCUCUGAACGUUGGCAAAGAAAACGUAACAAUCAGCAGUUCUUCCAGUGAAAGCGAUCUACCAACGCAAUGUUGGUCUUUCAAGCCACUCCAAAAGUGUCCAAUGUCUGCUCCCAGUUAUCCAUCGCUGUACUGCCGACCGCUAGCCUGCAGUCAAGACCAACAUGGACCUACCCAGAACGCACCGAAAGAUUUGUCUCCUGCGCAGGAUUCGCCGCCGUCAGGUGCUCCAAAUUCUCAACAACAAGAUGGCUCUCAACAGCAGCAGGGAGCCGCUUCCAGGGAAGAUACGGGACCGAAAGCGAUGGACACCACGGUAGAAACUCCACCGGAACGACCCACGGCAGUGCUUUAUGGGCUGCUCCACCUCGGAAAGCUGAAAGAUGUUCCCGCUUUGACGGCGGGUGGUGGAUACUUCCUAGUGAUGCAUGGGUUCUGGUCCAGCGAAGAAGAUGGUCCGAUUUUGACAACGGAACUAUCGCGGGAUGGCGAAAGUACCAACAACUGUAAAUCCAUCAACUACUUGAUCACCUUCCCUGUAAUGCCAAAUGCCCGCUUCUUGGAACGUACAAAGAACCAGCACAUGCUGGUGGAACUAUGGGAAAAGACUCCAGAUGCCACCGAGAAGCUCGUUGGAGUUACCAGACUACCACUACAUCAGUUCUACAUCGCUUUCCGAGAUGCACAGCUAACAGAGCAUUUGUCCCGUGCCAAACUGCCCGUCAUUUCUAUCGACGCAUGGAGUGGCAUCACUUCUCCACUUGCGGCAGACCCUUGUGGGCAGGUUCAGGCCGUUCUAGCCAUUGGCACCGAAAACCAAGUCGAAUAUCUGAAGCUGUUCCGUGGUUUGACGCACACAUCCGGUGAUGCUCCGAUGACGAGCAACAAACCUACUGUUCCGAAAGGGAAGCAGGACGAUCCUCCCCAUCAAUCCAUGGUGACUCCUUCGACUGCCAUCGACCAUCAAAGGGACAUCGAAUCCUACCGGCCAAUCAGAACUUCCAACACUGGCAAACAGCAGUCCGAAGUGGCCAACAUGCUUUCGGCAUUUAUCGAGAACCUAGCCCAACGCUUGCCCAUCUCAUCGGAGCGCAGCACCGCUCCCUGCUAUGACCAGAACUUUGCCGACAACCGCCAGGCAACUCCUCCGCCGGCACUCUCAUCCUCACCGCAUUCACAGGCCAACCAUCCCCAGCUCCGAAAAACUUCCGAUCUCCUCGAAAACCUCCAGAGAGCCUUGGCCCAGAGACCAUCGGAAAAUCUGACCACCAAUCUCCUAACGACGUCAUCCGAACCGGCCUCGGAAGCGCCCCAAACAGAGAAACAACAAUCCCAAGUGGCCGACGAAAAGCUGUUCCAGGUAUCGAUCGAAAUCGAACAGGCCGUCAACCUGCCGAAGGUGAACGUCGGCAAAAAGUUCGGCAAGCGAAACAAGAACCGUUCCCAGCAGGGUUCCAACCAACAGCAGCAGCAGCGCGUCGAGGUGGAACCCAGCGCCUAUGUAACCUUCGAGGGCUACAACCUGCAGCCGGGAGCGGCCGAUACGGUCAAGUCGCACGAGGGAAUCGUCUACACGACGGCAAUUGUCGAAGGCUGUUGUAAUCCAAGCUGGCGGAAGAAGUUCGACGUGCGGCUACCGGUGGAUCUGAUGACUAAUGACGAGAAGCGGUUCAUUCUGAAAGUUUGGCGCAAAACACCCACCUCGAAUACAACGGGAUCGUCGGCCAAACAGCCACUGGUACCGGCACCGAUGGAGGAUGCCGUGGUCGGUUUCACAGCGGUGGAUUUGAGCGUGUUCCUGAACGGGAUGCCCUGCAUUCUCGGCUGGUACAACAUCAUGGACUUCUCCGGGCGGUGCAACGGGCAGAUCAAGGUCAAUAUCCAGCCAUUGGAGAACGUCACCAUGUACAAAGGGCUGGAAGAGGGCGUUAACUUCCAGAUCCCACUCUCAAUCGACGUGGACUGCGGUGGGCUGGACACCGCUGGCAACACUUCCCUCAGCCGUGCUCUGAAGCGCAAGUUCACCGAGCUAGAGGAAAUCACCCAACGUUUGAAGGCGCGCCUAUUCGACGUAACGGGUGACGAAAAUGUGGAUCCGGAUGAAGAAUUCGAACGGGAUCUAAACACCGAAGCCGACGAAGAAGACGAAGAUGAAUGGGUCGAUCCGCUGGAGGACCGAUCCUCCGGUCAAAAGCGUAACAGUCAAUUUCCGAACGGGUCGCUUCAGACUCGGACCACCAAUACCUGUUCGUACACGAUGUCGGCGGAUCAUCGGGUAUCGGAACGAAGUCUGACCGGGUGUUCAGAUCGAUCAACCCAGAUCGACAGCAAUGCUGAGAAGCAGAUGCUACUGGAAAAGCUUCUCAAAAGUCACGAUCUGGACACACUGAUAAACCCGAAUAUCUUGAAGAACUUAAUCAAUCCGAUCAUGUCCGCGUCGGAGUCAACCCCCAUGAGUAACCCGUACGAGCAUAUACCGGAGAGUGAAUCGUCGGGUGGUACCAGUGCGGAUGCGGACAUGAGUGAAGAUUCGGUUGCCGCAGGAGGUGGGUGUACAUCGGAUAAGGUGAAGCUGAUAUCGUCCGCUCUUCAAAGGACAACCAUUUCCGAUGACUCGACCACGCCGACUACGACGGGAAAGACCACUGAAGGUGGUAGUUCCGGUCGGCAGGAUUCCACCGAAGGCAGCAGCAAGCGCGAGGCACCGGAAGGCGAACCUAUGAAGGUAAAUGAUAAGUAAAUUUUCUCCACUUUUGGAUUCUUUUCUGUUGCCUACGAUAUCUUAGAUCAUAAGUAUAACGAAACCAUGCUUUUACGACGACGAAUUCGGCUACCACGCCAGAAGAAUUGCAUCAAUCAUACAAAAAUACCCAAACGCAACAUUUAAAUUGGAGUAACGUUAACACACAUAUACGUAUACCCUAAGUACUACAUACAUAUUUACAAUUAUUCAGCCGUUAGAUUAGAGUAAUAAUCGAAAGUAUUCGCCGAUAUUAUCUGAUAUAGGAAAUAAAUGCUUCAUUUGCUACAUGCUACAUGCAAAA